UUGCCACCUGGCAAUUUCCACCUCCCAUUAACGAAACCUCGACCGAAACAUCCCUCUCACUCUCAAACCCUUUAUAACUCUCUCACCCUCUCCCUUCCCUUCUCUCAAACACAGCCCCUCAUUAAUUGCGUUUUCUUUGUUUGGUUGUUGAGAAAAAUGGAAAGUUCAACUUUGACGGGAUUACUAAAGAAGGCUGCGGCGGAGUUCCCAAGCAGGAGAGCUUUAUCAGUUUCUGGCAAAUUCGAUUUGACACAUGCUCAAUUACAACAACUCAUCGAUCACGCCGCCUCUCUCCUCACCGCCUCCGGCAUCCAGCCCGGCGAUGUUGUCGCUCUUACUUUCCCAAACACCGUCGAGCUUGUGAUAAUGUUCUUGGCUGUAAUUCGCUGCCGAGCUACCGCGGCGCCGUUAAACCCGGCUUACACCGCUGAGGAAUUCGAGUUCUACCUUUCUGAUUCUGAAUCCAAGCUUUUAUUAGUCCCAGCCGAAGGCAUCAAGCCAGCUCAAGCUGCGGCUUCCAAACUCAAAAUCCCCCACGUGUCCGCUACUCUCUGUGACGCAAAUUCCAAAGUCACUCUCUCCUCCAGCCCCGCGUCAAAUCUUGACUCGGUCUACGAACUCGUUAAUGACUCUUCUGACGUGUCACUUUUCCUCCAUACAUCCGGUACCACCAGCCGCCCCAAGGGUGUCCCUUUGACUCAGCUCAACCUAGCUGCCUCAGUUUCGAACAUUAAAUCGGUUUAUAAACUCACUGAGUCUGACUCGACUGUAAUCGUGCUCCCGUUAUUUCACGUGCAUGGCUUGAUAGCUGGUUUACUGAGUUCACUCAUUUCCGGGGCCGCGGUGACUCUACCAGCCGCUGGGAGAUUCUCUGCGUCGACAUUUUGGACGGACAUGACUAAAUGUAAUGCCACGUGGUACACUGCUGUCCCCACGAUACACCAGAUUAUAUUGGACCGCCAUGAGAGCAGGCCGGAGCCGGAAUACCCCAAGCUGAGGUUUAUUAGGAGCUGCAGCGCAUCGUUGGCCCCGAGUAUAUUGGCUCGGCUAGAGGCGGCAUUUGGCGCACCAGUGCUUGAGGCUUACGCCAUGACUGAGGCAUCUCAUCUCAUGGCUUCAAACCCAUUACCGGAAUGUGGCCCGCAUAAGGCCGGGUCGGUUGGGAAGCCUGUUGGUCAAGAAAUGGCGAUUUUGAAUGAACAAGGGGAGGUUCAGCCGCUUAAUGCUAAGGGGGAGGUUUGUAUUAGGGGAUUGAAUGUGACAAAGGGUUAUAAGAAUAAUCCUGAGGCUAAUAAAUCAGCUUUUCUAUUUGGUUGGUUCCACACUGGCGAUGUCGGGUUUUUCGAUUCGGAUGGAUACUUACAUCUCGUGGGUCGGAUCAAGGAGCUCAUCAAUCGUGGAGGUGAGAAAAUUUCACCAAUUGAGGUAGAUGCCGUGCUACUAGGUCAUCCUGAUGUUGCACAGGCAGUCGCCUUUGGUGUCCCCGACGAGAAAUAUGGUGAAGAGAUAAAUUGUGCAGUGAUUCCAAGGGAAGGAGUAAGCUUAGAAGAGGCAGCUAUUUCACAAUAUUGCAAGAAGAAUCUUGCUAGUUUCAAGGUCCCCAAGAAGGUUUUCAUCACUGAUUCCCUGCCAAAAACUGCGACUGGCAAAAUCCAGCGGAGGAUUGUCGCAGAGCAUUUCUUGUCUCAAAUGUCUGCUGCCAAAGUUCCCAAAUUUGGAGCUUAAUUCGGCUUUGCUAAAUUUCCUUCUCCUUCAAACUUCUUUUCAAGGGUCAGGUUACUUAGGUACGGAUUUAAGUGGCUGUAGUUUUCUUUUUCCUUCCCUUAUCGGAAG
Durio zibethinus is the source of this 1833-nucleotide messenger RNA. Its product is annotated as putative CoA ligase CCL9. NCBI's taxonomy places the organism in Eukaryota, Viridiplantae, Streptophyta, Magnoliopsida, Malvales, Malvaceae. Gene Ontology annotation, biological process: fatty acid metabolic process. Gene Ontology annotation, molecular function: medium-chain fatty acid-CoA ligase activity. The record is from RefSeq and is a predicted model, not a curated record.